AUGGCGGACCCUGCGACCGCUGAGCUUCUGGAACCUGCAUUGGAUAAGAGGCACCGCAACUUCUUGUCCGCCGAGCACCAGACGGACUAUGGUCCUAUGAGCGGUUUUGCCAUAGGCAGGCCAGUGGUCGACCGCUCCCCGUACCCAGAGGAAUGGUACGGUGAGCCGGAGGAGGACGCGCCUACCAUGGCCUCGAUUUGGUGUCGUCAUUGGACAGCGGAGGCCCGUCACGGGGAGCCCUCCCUCCUCAGCGUAUUCAUGGACUACAGCGGGCACCCCAUCUUCCAUUCAAUCCUGGACCCUCCCGACGCCAUCGCGGACAGGCGCUUCCUCCUGUGGCACAAUGUGGGCGGCUACUGGGACCUGCUCGGCGUCCGCCACGGGCGCGCCCUCGUCUUCAACCGCACGCGGCACCAGUUCAUCGUGUGGGACCCCGCCACCGGCGACCGCCGCUGCGUGCCCGUCGCGCCGGGGUUUGAUGACAAGGAGAAGAUAGUCUUCAACGGCGCUGUGCUCUGCGCCUCCGGCGACCAGGGCCACGUUCACGGCGAGUGCCACUCGAGCCCCUUCCAGGUGGUCCUGAUAGACACCAGCAGUGAGAAAAGACAAGCAUUUGCUUGCAUUUACUCGUCGGAGACCGGAGUAUGGGGCGAUCUCAUCUCCACAGCGAUUCGCUAUAUUGAUACCAUAAGCAGUCCCAGCACCCUUAUUGGGAGUUCCUUCUAUUGGUUGAUUGAUGAUAUUGACGAGGGCAUACUUGAAUUUGAUUUGGAUAGGCACAGCCUUGCUGUAAUCGAACCACCCGAUAUGGAUACUCCAUCCGGUUACAACUAUCACAUCAUAAUUGCAGAGGAUGGUGGCGUUGGCCUCGCCGUUACUGUCGACUUUAGCUUGGACAUGUGGGAUAGGAAGGUCAAUUGUGAUGGCAUUGGCACAUGGGUGCUGCGGAAGACUGUUAAGCUGGAAGAGAUCACUGGGCUGUCUAGGAAUGAGAGAGGGCACAUGAUAAUACAUGGGUACGACGAAGAUGAUAAUGUGAUUUUUCUAAGGACGGACAAUGGGUGCUUCGUGGUCCAACUCGAGUCCAUGCAGUUUAGGAACCUUGGCAAAAGGGAUUUCAUCACCACCUGUGCCUAUCAUCCAAGUUUCUAUUCAUGUAGAGGUAGCUUCCUGUCUCUGAUUGGAAUAUUGAAGAAAAAAAUAUUUGGGAUUACACUAGGUAAUUCUGCAGCUAAUGAUACAAUGGUUGACAUGCUGAAGCACAAUUUGGUGCACAAGAAGGUUCUACCUGUCGAAGCAAAGUUGCUGCACAAUGGUUUGAAGUUUGUUGAUCCAAUUUUGGGUAAGAUACGUGAGUGUCAAGAGAUGGUUAUGAUGGCUGUGGAAGAUAAUGACCCAUUCACUGAUUGGUAUCAGCAUCUCAGUAACAAUAUUCUAGUGUCCACAGAACUAGAUAGAUACUUGAAUGAGAGCCCAAUUCAACAAUCUGAGUACUUUGACAUAUUGAAGUGGUGGAUGGUUUACGCACCCAUGUAUCCUACCCUUGCUAGCAUAGUACGGGAUGUGCUGGCGAUGCCUAUGUCUGCUGUUGCAUCGAAGUCGGCUUUCAGCACAAAAGGGAGAACUAUCAGUGACUAUCACAAGAGAUUGACCACAGAUACAACUGAGGUUCUCAUCCGAGCAUAA
Molecule: messenger RNA, 1686 nt
Organism: Phragmites australis (common reed)
Lineage: Eukaryota; Viridiplantae; Streptophyta; Magnoliopsida; Poales; Poaceae
Exons: 6
Coding region: 1-1686 (561 amino acids)
Molecular function (GO): protein dimerization activity
Source: RefSeq, a predicted model, not a curated record